UAGUGACCAGCAGGGGCGACUCCUCUGGUCCUAUAAGGAAGAUAUUGAACAUGCUUCUUUAAAAUGUAAGACAAAUAAUAAAGUCAGAAUUAAAUAGCAAGGGGUUGAAGCUGAAUAUGAUUAUAAUUAUAAAUUAUAUACUAGAGGAACAAGUGAUGCAAAGAGACAGGAUCAUUAUGUUUCUGAAUGAAACAGGCCUAAUGAAAAGAAUCUAAACUAUAUAUAAUAUAUAUAUAUAUAUAUAUAUAUAUCUCCUCGUUAUUUUUAAUUGUCUAGCCUCUCCAUAAAUCCCUUUACACACUGUACAGUAGGUGGCGGUAUACGCUACUAUCGCGGUAUCCCGCCAAAAAGAAGAAGAAAUAACGGGGGUUGUGUUCGGCGCAGUGCUGCCCCCGUGUGGCUAGCGGCUUUGUAGCUUUAGCGUGUAGCUAACAGUCGUCCGGCCGUGUGACGUUAAAGGCCUGACUCGGAGAGUCGGACAGUUGAGCUCCGGUAGCCGUUUAACGCCUGUCCGUGAGGUUCAGGAGCCGGAGAGAUCAGCUGCUGUCCGGGUUCACGAUAGGGGACAACAACGGAGCUAACGGGGACAUGAACACGAGGUUCCGAAGCACCGGCGACCCGCAGCUGGACGAGGCGGUGCAGCAGUGGUUGAGCUGGGACAAGAACUGGAGGACCCGGGCCCAGGUGAGGUCCCUGGUGGAGGCGGGCCGCCUGGAGGACCUUAGGACCAGGCUCUGCGGCAGGAUGAGCUUCGGCACGGCGGGCCUCAGGGCGCCGAUGGGAGCCGGAUUCACCCGGAUCAACGACCUCACCGUCAUCCAGUCCACGCAGGGUCUACACGCCUACCUGUGCAGGUGCUGUGUGGACCUGGGCAGCAGAGGAGUGGUGGUGGGCUUCGACACCAGAGGACAGGAGGACAGCGGCUGCACCAGUCAGAGGUUGGCGAGGUUGACGGCCGCCGUGAUGCUCAGCAGAGACGUUCCCGUUCACCUCUUCUCCUCCUUCGUCCCGACGCCGUACGUGUCGUAUGCCGUGAAGAAGCUGGGCGCCGCAGCCGGAGUGAUGAUCACCGCCUCGCACAACCCCAAAGAGGACAACGGCUACAAGGUGUACUGGUGUAACGGCGCUCAGAUCUCCACGCCUCACGAUAAGGAGAUCCUGCAGAGUAUCGAGGAGCAGCUGGAGCCCUGGAGCUCCUCCUGCUGGGACGAGGAGCUGGUGGACAGAUGCUCCCUGAGGACAGAUCCUCUGAACCACAUCAACACCUGCUACAUGGACGAGGUCUCCUCCCUCUGCUUCCACAGAGAUCUGAACUUAAGCUGCUCGAUGAGGUUCGUCCACUCGUCCUUCCAUGGUGUGGGACACGUCUUUGUCCAGCAGGCCUUCUACGCGUUCGGUUUGGCCCCACCGAUCCCCGUCCCCGAGCAGAAGGACCCUGACCCCAACUUCUCCUCCGUCCACUGCCCCAACCCCGAGGAGGGGGAGUCCGUCCUGGCGCUCUCUUUUCUACUGGCCGAGCGGGAGGACGUUUGCGUCGUCCUGGCAACGGACCCCGACGCCGACCGGCUGGCCGUCGCUGAGAAGGCCGACGGGUGCGGCUGGAAGGUGUUCACGGGAAACGAGCUGGCUGCCUUGCUGGGCUGGUGGAUGUUCUUUAACUGGAAGGAGGCUCAUCCGGACCCUGCAGACACCCAGAAGGUCUACAUGUUGUCUACCAGCGUGUCCUCCAGGAUCCUGCAGACCGUAGCUUGCACUGAGGGGUUCCACUUCGAGGAAACUCUUCCUGGCUUCAAGUGGAUCGGCAACAGAAUACACGAACUCACAAAAACAGGAAACAACGUCUUAUUUGCCUUCGAGGAGUCGAUUGGUUUCCUGUGUGGCAGUUUGCUUCCUGAGAAAGACGGCGUGAGCUCAGCGGCGGUUGUGGCUGAGAUGGCCGUCUACCUGAAGAACAAGAACCUGAGUCUGAAGCAGCAGCUGCUCAACAUCUACCAGACGUAUGGUCACCACGUGUCUCGGACCUCCUACGUGGUCUGUGACGACCCCCCCACCAUCCAGAACAUUUUCCACCGGAUCAGAAAUUUUGAUGGCGAGGCCUCUUACCCGAAGGCGUGCGGCGGCGUGCGGAUUGUCGACGUCAGGGACGUAACCACGGGUUACGACAGCAGUCGGCCCGACCUCCGAUCGGUUCUUCCUGUGACGAGCAGUCACAUGAUCACCUUCACUCUACAGAACGGCGUCGUGGCGACGCUCCGAAACAGCGGCACCGAACCCAAAAUCAAAUACUACACCGAGUUCUGCGCCGCGCCGGGAGACGGGUCAGCUGUGGUACCAUUACGUGUACAUUAUACCAGCAAUAUAUAUAUAUUACUACUGUUUAUCCAUCAUUUGUAUUGUUGUCAAUAUUAUUGUUAUUUAGUUUUGUUCCAAUUAUCAGCCAGGUGUCCCGUCUGGAGGCGGAGCUUCAGAGGGUCACCGCCGCCCUGCUGGACGAGUUCCUGGAGCCCGAAAGGAACAAGCUGAUUCGCCGCAGCGUUUAGCUCCGCCCCCUGGGAGGUGUUUUCUGUUGGUGAUGUCACAUCCUGUCAGACGGCAGAGAGCAUGAUGGGUAAAGAGAAGCUCGGAGGCUCGUUGUUGUUUAUUCAACAGAAUCAAAUAAAACACCAAAACUAGCAAACAUUUAGUUUAAUGAGAAUAGUUUGUGAUUUCAGAGGAUGAAACAAUUAUUUAAUUUGUGUUUUAUUUAUUUUUCUAAUCCUUUUAUCUUGUAACACCAGUCCAUUCAGAGGAAAUCUGCUAUUUAUAAUAUUAUAUAUUUAAUCAAAGUAAAUAUAAACCACAGAAGAAGAAAUGCCUGAUUUUGUUUUGAGUCUAAAGUGCUCUUAUUUGACUGCAGCAAUGCAUUCUGGGGCUUGGAGUUUUUGUCCAGCUCCUUUGUCUCAGUUAUUUCUAACCGUGAGUGUCUGAAGUUCCCCUUCACAUCACAUGUCACUUCACUCUGUGGUUAAACUUAUUUUUAUACAUAUUUAUGUUUAUUUGUUUAAAGGUUGGUGAGCGGCAAUAAAACCAAAUGAACCGUGAA
This is a messenger RNA of Pungitius pungitius (ninespine stickleback), 3082 nucleotides long. RefSeq names its product phosphoglucomutase 2-like 1 (gene pgm2l1). Gene Ontology annotation, cellular component: nucleus. The transcript is spliced from 13 exons. Gene Ontology annotation, biological process: carbohydrate metabolic process. The record is from RefSeq and is a predicted model, not a curated record. NCBI's taxonomy places the organism in Eukaryota, Metazoa, Chordata, Actinopteri, Perciformes, Gasterosteidae. Gene Ontology annotation, molecular function: magnesium ion binding; glucose-1,6-bisphosphate synthase activity; intramolecular phosphotransferase activity. Bases 589 to 2523 code for a protein of 644 amino acids.